AUGAGAGUAGCCAGAGCAAGAUUCAUCCGAUUCUCUUCCGAGAGGUAUGCGGAUGAAUCCAUACCUAAACAUGUUUUAGGCAGUGCUCCCCUGGGUCUCUCAGACCAGGAAGCCAAAGAGGUUGAGCUUUCUCACCUUCUUUUAGCAUUUGCAGACAAGGUUGGAAAGCAACAAUACGAUCAGGCGAGAAAGCUGCAGAAUUUAUGCCAUUUCCUAUCUUCCAGCUCUGGAAACGCUGUUCAGAGAGUAGUUUAUUAUUUUUCAAAAGCUCUUCAAGAGAGGAUAGACAAGGAAACUGGGAAAAUCAUAUGUAAGGGCUCAGAAAGUAAGGAUAUACUUGCAAUGCUAUUGGAAAAGACAAUGGUUUGUUGUCCCGCUUUCUUUGCUUGUUUCCUUGAACUUCCCUUCUACCAAGUAACUCAGUUUGCCGGGAUCCAAGCAAUUGUGGAAGGUGUAGCAUCAGCCAAAAGAGUUCAUUUCAUUGACCUUGAGAUCAGAAGUGGGGGGCAAUGCACGGUGUUGAUGCAAGCUCUUGCGUCAAGAUAUGAACAACCGAUUGAGAUGCUUAAAGUUACUGCAGUAGGAAGUGGUACUGCAUCAACACAAAAGCUUGAGGACACCGGAAAAAGAUUGGCUCAGUUUGCUAAGGCAUUACAUUUGCCCUUUUCCUUUAGAAUAGCAAUGGUAAAAGACAUCAACGAACUCAAUGAAGAUGCAUUCGAGUCUGAGGAUGGUGAAACAACAGCAGUUUACUGUUCUCUGAUGCGAAGCAGCAUGCGGACACUACCUGAUUGCUUGGAAUCGGCAAUAACAGCACUCAGGAAGCUCAAUCCAUGUCUGAUGGUGAUAACAGAAACCGAGUCAAAUCUCUAUUCACCAGCUUUCGAAGACCGUUUCAAUGAAGCGCUCGUCUACUAUAGUGCUUAUUUUGAUUGCAUUAAUGUAUGCAUGGAUAGUUGCAGUCCAUACAGGAGGGAAUUGGAAGAGACAUUUUUGGCUCAACAGAUUAAAAAUAUUGUCGCGAAUGAAGAAGACAGGAUAUUCAGGCACAUGAGAAUUGAUGUUUGGAGGAGCUUGUUUGCAAAGUUUGGCAUGGUGGAAGCAGAGCUCAGCUUGUCAUCUCUAUACCAAGCAGACCUUACUGCUAAGCAAUUUGCAUGUGGAGAAUCAUGCACAUUGGAUAUGAAUGGAAAAUCCAUAACCGUUGGAUGGAAAGGAACACCAAUUCUUUCUCUUUCUGCUUGGAAAUUCAAUGCAAUCACUAGUAAUUACAUCUAA
Molecule: messenger RNA, 1278 nt
Organism: Argentina anserina (silverweed cinquefoil)
Lineage: Eukaryota; Viridiplantae; Streptophyta; Magnoliopsida; Rosales; Rosaceae
Product: DELLA protein GAI1-like
Exons: 1
Coding region: 1-1278 (425 amino acids)
Biological process (GO): regulation of DNA-templated transcription
Cellular component (GO): nucleus
Molecular function (GO): sequence-specific DNA binding; DNA-binding transcription factor activity
Source: RefSeq, a predicted model, not a curated record